AUGCCUAUACAUGCAGAGGUGAAAGAAGACCUCACAGCUGAAGAAGCAUUUGAAACUAAAAAGCGUAAGCUAGCUGAGCUUGGAAUGUCACUACUUGCAAACCCAGGAAACAUAAAGUCUUUGAAAGAGAUGUUGCAAGUUGUCAAAGAUGGGGAUAACUCAAUCGUAAAGCUUGGACUGCUGUCUUUGUUGGCUGUCUUCAAAGACAGUAGUCCUGGCUAUCGGAUUAGGCUUCCAACUGAAAAAGAGCUAGAAAUGAAAGUUUCCAAGGAAGUUAAGAAAAUGUGGUUCUAUGAAUCAACACUUCUAUCAGUUUACAAGGGCUACUUGCAGAAGUUAUUAGCGUUAGAAAAGCAGCCUAUAUUUCAUCAUGUUGUGGUUCGUUGUCUUUGUACUUUGCUUGAUGCUGUUCCUCACUUCAACUUCAGAGAAAGCUUGCUAGUAGCUGUUGUCAGAAACAUAGGCUCCUCAGAUGAUGUUGUAAGGGGACUUUGCUGUUCAACUAUGAAUUCACUUUUUCCAACCAAUGAGGGGAAACAUGGCGGUGAAGCUACUGUUGAGGCCGUUCGGUUUAUUGCAGAUCAUGUCAAAGCUCAUGACUGUCAACUGCAUCCUGAUUCUGUUGAGCUUUUAAUGUCUUUGUCAUUUGAUGAUGAUCUUGGGAAGCCAGAAGUUCAACAUGAUAAUAGCAAAAUGAAGAACAAGAAAAAUAUAAAGAGAGCAAAUUCUGAAGAGUCAAAUCAACUGCAAGGAAAUGAUGAAAAACAUGCCUGCCUUUUUAUCCAGAAGUUUAUGUAUCUCUGGUACACCAGUAAAUUCUAUUUUUUUUUCAGUUCUGAAGCAAAUGGUAACAUAACUUCUAGUGGGUCUGGGGCACAUCCUCUGCUAGCUCCUUGUUUGAGUGGUUUAGGAAAGUUUUCUCAUCUCAUCGACCUGGAUUACAUUGGGGAUCUUAUGAAUUAUUUGAAAAGGCUUGCCGCUGGAGGUAGCAAUUCAGAUAGUUCUGCCCAGAAAGUGCAAAAUUCGAUUGUCUCUGAGUGCCUUAGCUGCUGCAUUGUUGCCUUUAAAGUUAUGAGGAGCAAUCUAGAUGCUUUGAAUGUUGAUUUACAAGACUUUUUUGCCCAGCUUUACAAUCUUGUUCUUGAGUACAGGCCUGGAAGGUUAAUCAAAGGUGAAGUUUUAGCUGAGGCUCUUAAGGUAAUGCUAUUUGAUGAUAGACAACAUGACAUGCAAAAGGCUGCUGCAUUUGUAAAACGCUUAGCCACAUUUUCUUUGUGCUUCGGAUCUGCUGAAUCCAUGUCUGCCCUGGUAACAUUAAAGCAGCUUCUUCAGAAAAAUGUAAAGUGUCGGAAUCUUUUAGAAAAUGAUGCGGGUGGUGGCUCCGUGUCAGGAUCAAUUGCUGCUAAGUACCAACCGUAUGGCUCAGACCCCAGCUUAAGUGGUGCACUUGCUUCGGUGCUUUGGGAACUGAAUCUUCUAUCUAAACACUAUCAUCCGACCAUAUCAACGCCAGCGUCGGGCAUCUCAAGCAUGAAUUCUGCCCAAAACCAGGUUUAUAUCAACAUUUCACCUCAACAAGCUUUCAAGAACUUGUCGUUGGGAGAGGAGUCAUUCAACCCACAGGGCAGUACCCCGAAAUCGAACAACAAGAGGAAAACCAGAACCGCUGCUCUCCCCUCGAUGUUGGCUAGAGAUGAACCUUCUCCAACAGAUGAGAACGAGGUGAGCAAGAAGCUUAGUAGACAUUUCGCUCUUCUUCGGGACAUUAAAGAGAAUGAAAGAGUAAGGGGGGAGUUGGAUCGGACGACAACGUCCCUGCAGUUAUAUGAAGAAUACAAGAAGCAGCGGAAGUCAGCCAUUAAGAAAAGCAAGAGAAACAGAAUAUGUGGCCAUUGA
Messenger RNA from Hibiscus syriacus, 1896 nucleotides. Its product is annotated as nucleolar complex protein 3 homolog. The record is from RefSeq and is a predicted model, not a curated record. Gene Ontology annotation, biological process: DNA replication initiation. Lineage: Eukaryota; Viridiplantae; Streptophyta; Magnoliopsida; Malvales; Malvaceae. Gene Ontology annotation, cellular component: nucleolus. Gene Ontology annotation, molecular function: chromatin binding.